Messenger RNA from Drosophila takahashii, 1413 nucleotides. Its product is annotated as sericin-2. The record is from RefSeq and is a predicted model, not a curated record. Lineage: Eukaryota; Metazoa; Arthropoda; Insecta; Diptera; Drosophilidae.
GCCGUUUAGAUCGGUUCUGUUUGGCGACACGCGCACUGAAGAAUUCUUCGCUACGAGAAGAAGACGUGAGGAGAAGAAGGAGAAUAGCGCCAUUUGAGAAGCAAGGAGAAUUGCGAAAAAGAAUCGAAUCGGUUUCCCCAAACAGCAGCCUGAUACGCUGAGUGUUUCGCGAGCCGCAUUUAAAUAAAUUAUACACGUCGUAAAACCCUAAUUAAAGAGACUGACAACCGGAGCGAGACUCUGCUUAAAAAUACUCCAGAUUGUGAUACUAAUUACCUUAAAUUGUGUGUGUGAUAAAUUGCUGUAAUAAUCAAACAAAUCCCGAGAACAAAACAAACAGAAAAUUACAAAUCAAGAAAUAUGCAGGACUAUUGGCACAUUCCACGCGCCUCGCUGGCCUCCUCCUCGAGCUCGGCCAUCAGUUCGGCCAGCUCCUCAAAGUCCUCGAACAAAUCGCACUCGAAUCCGCCCACCCUCAACCAGCGCAGUUCGCCCAGCAACAGUAGCCAUAUGAAUAACAACAAUAAUACAAGUGCUGCUGUUACGGCGGCGGCGGCGGCUGCGGUUCUGGCGGCCGCCAAGCGGGGAUCGAGGAGUUCGCAGGGCUCCAGCGACAGCAACAACAGCACACGGAGCGCUGCUUCCGGCUCACUGCUGCUAACGGCAGCGAAUCUGGAACGCUUCGCGGAGAUCCACAAGAAGCAGGAGCGCCACAACAAGAUGCUGAUGCCGCCCAGCAAUCCCUCGGCGUCCAACUACAAUGCCAACCUGACGCUGGCAACGAGCGGCAACAGGGAUGCGGUAAUCGCCAUCGAGGGCCAGCAGCAGCCGGCGACCGAGGUGGAUCCCAAUUUGCAGUAUGUGAAAACCAAAGACCUGGACACCGUGUCCAUCGCUAGCUCCAUGCACUUUACGAUGGUCAACGGAGAGGGCGGUCCGCCCAAGAAACCGAAGCGCGGCCUCUGCGAUCGGGGACGCCAGGUCACCGUGUUGAUAGUGAGCAUGAGCACCAUCUUUAUGCUGCUCAUCAUGGGCAUGGUCUAUGCGCUGGAGAUGCGCGCCCGCGACAUGCCCAAGAGCUAGGAUCGAAUACCUCUGCCUAGCCAAUUAGUUUAUUAUUUAUUGUAUUGUCUUUGUCCCCCCAUUAUUAUUAUUAUUAUUAUUAUUAAUAUUGUUAUCGUGUCGUCUUGGCGCUAGUUGUGUAAGCUAUUUAUUUAACGAUUGUUUGGAUGGAGAGUCGAGUCAGUCGAAGCUGGGAAAUUUCAUUAGUAUUAAGCGCGCUAUGCUAUGGAGACAGAGAAACAUACAAGGAACUAGAUCUGGAGCGGAUCGGAUCGGAUAAUGCUGUACUUUCUGGUUAGCAAUUAAGUUAUUUAUCCCUGUGAUAUGUUUAAUAAAGUGAAUUUUAUAAUU